AUAAAUCAUACUCGCCAUCUAAAGCAUCAGCUGCAUAUAAUUACUCAGAUGGUCACCAUAAACCAAGGUUGGCUCCUUGCCAUAUUUGCUUCUUUGAUUUCGUUCGCGGGCUGUCUUGUUAUUUAUGUGGAUGAUAUCUACAAACUUGUUUUGCCCCGGACCUUCACAAAGAAACAUCCAUUUGUUCUUAAGGAAAACUACCGAUUUUUGGUCACCUCCUUAAGUUUUAGUUCCGGAUGUUUGUUGUUCACUGGACUAGCAGCUCUUUUGCCUCAUGCUAGAGACUAUUUGGAAGAUUCCGACAUAGCUCCAGACAUGGUCGUUACUAAUUUGAUGGUAGGUUAUUGGAUAGGUAUUGUGUCAAGUUUGGGUUUGAACUUCUUGUUACAUAUGAUGACUAGUCAGUCGGUGGUGCAUUGUAGCCACGAUGGUGAGGCUGGCCACGAGCACCAUGAGCACCACCAUGGGCAUGAUGAUGUUCAUAGUCACAACCAUUCUCACGGAUCCGACAAUUUCCAUGCCCCUGAGACUACCCAUGAACACUCCCACUCGCUCCAUACUUCACAUUCGAGUGACUCCUUGAUUUCGAGUACAUCAGUCACAGAAGAUACACCGCUUCUUACGUCACAGGAACUCCCCAAGAGGUUUUCUCUUCUUCACAUUUUCUCCAAAGACAAGGUUGUGGGAGAAUGUAAAGGGUAUUCAUCAGCUGAAGUGUGUGUGAAUGAUAGCCUGAAAUUACAUUACUGUGAGCUUCCCACGCUUCCAGACUCACAGAGUUUUUCCAAUGAGAUUCACCUGUUUAAUGGUGAUGAAGACCAAGAAGAAAAUACGGGUGAGGGUGUAUCAACUGACGAUGGAUCGGACGUUCACUUUUCUAAACCUGGAACUGGUACAAAUCGUCCCGUAUCAACCCAUACUUUUGUAUCAGAGCAUCACCACCAUGUCACUACAUCAAUGUCAAGGCUUCUAAUGAUCGGAGUUCAAACCACUUUGGCACUCACAUUGCACAAGGUUCCUGAAGGGUUCAUGACAUACAUCACAUCGGCUGCUAAUUCUGAGCUUGGACUCCAGAUUUUUGUAAGUCUUACAGUCCAUAACUUCAUCGAAGGGUUCACCAUGUGCUUACCACUUUUCUACCUGUUCAGCACUCCCAACACUGGCAGGCAGGUAGCAAAACUAAAGGCCAUUGCUAUUGCCGGUGUAUUGGCAGGACUUUCUCAACCACUCGGAUCCUUGGCAGGAUACUUCUGGAUGAAAGGUAACCCAUUCUUGGGACAAGAGCCUGGAGACAAUGAGAGUUUAAACUACAUGUUUGGUGAAACCAUCGCUGUAACCAGUGGAUUUAUAACGGUGAUUGGACUCACAAUGUUUGGGCUGGCUGUAGCAUUUAAUAACCGAUCAGUCAAUGCGGUGGUUUUGUGGGCUGUUGUGGGAAUGUCGGUUAUCGGGUUGACAUCCAUAAUUUCAGCUCAUUCAUGAGCAUACAAUAAAUGAGUAUUAUAUAGUAUGAUAUACGUCACGUGAAUAUGCCUCUUCCCACCUGGCGCGCACUCCCUUUUCAUCAGUCAUCGAAAGCGCUUUACAAUUCCUACAAUUUUUACAACAUGAUGGCACACGAAGUACCGGUCCCCAUACAUGGGCCUGGCACCCCACCUGUGGUUUCUAGUACCCCGAAGAACACUCAGCCAGUGAAAUCAACUCAGAAACAGACCUCCCGUAAAAAGAAUAACAACCCGAAUAAGAAAUCACCCCUGCCUCAACAGACACCAGGGCAUAACGACAAACCAACGACGUCCUCUUUGAACACUCCUCAGAAGGAGUUUAAACUGAAUAAGAGGAGGUCGCAGACCAAGAAGAAAGAUGAAGCACCAGUUUUUGCUGGAAGCUCAUUCCACUCAUCGCCAGAAGCGUUGAAUUUACCCAAACCUACCUUUAAACCAUCACCCAAACCGCAGUUGGCCAACCCUGUGACCAGCUACCCCUCUGUUUAUUAUCAACCUCCCAUGACACCACAUGGAUCCAUGCCUCAUAUGCCUCAUAUGAGCAUGGGUCCCGUUCCAAUGGGAUAUCUGGCACCUCCUCAAGGACUUGCCCAUGGUCCCAUGAUGCAUCCUCAGCAACACGUAGCUGUUCCUUAUGGCUCGGCACCUCCUAUGAUGACGUACCCUGGACAGGCUCCAGGACCUUAUUAUGGAUAUGCUCAACCACCACAGAUGGGAUUUGCCCCAGGCGGAGCUUCCCCAACAAGGACAGCUGCAACUGGAACUGCUUCUCAAGGCCAAAAGAUCUCGUUCAACGACUUGAUCGGUUCAGAGAAGUAGGUUGCUCCUAUUUAUAAUGACUUGGUACGAAUAUACAAAGCCAAAAAUGACCGUAGAAUAUGUUUACCUCAAGUAUGAUGUGGACUCAAAACCUAUUUGUGCAAGGGUGAUGAAAAACCUGUAGAAGAGUAAGAUGGUUCAGGCUGAAUGUUGGCUUAUAGUUUCUAGUGCCUGAAUAAUCUCCAAGUAAGAUAGAUGUUUUGCCUGAGCCUAUAUACUCAACCAUCCAAUCCCACUUACUGAAAAAGAAGUCGUUGUCAGUGACAUGGUCUUAAUACCCAAUAAAGGAGUCGGGGUAAUAUCUGAUACAAUCCACAGACCUUGAAACUUGGACCUUGAAACUAUAAAUGCUUGGGUACGAUUUAGACACCUGCAAAUCUCCGAAAUCUAAAGAUCAGAUUUGCCAACAAAAAAUACCCCGUGUGCAUCAAAAGAAAGUUGUAUCUAGUCCGAAGCAUAUGAAAGCGAACUACAGCAACUCUAAUACGUUCGCUAACGAAUGAAAUACUACUGUUUUUGUAAUAGUUCCAAAAAUAACCAUUAGGGUGUUCUCGACUACUUAAAUAUAUCAUUUGUCAAGG
Yamadazyma tenuis ATCC 10573 is the source of this 2905-nucleotide messenger RNA. NCBI's taxonomy places the organism in Eukaryota, Fungi, Ascomycota, Pichiomycetes, Serinales, Debaryomycetaceae. The record is from RefSeq and is a predicted model, not a curated record.